This is a messenger RNA of Microplitis mediator, 4409 nucleotides long. RefSeq lists its product as uncharacterized. Lineage: Eukaryota; Metazoa; Arthropoda; Insecta; Hymenoptera; Braconidae. The coding region runs from base 183 to 4394 and encodes 1403 amino acids. The record is from RefSeq and is a predicted model, not a curated record. The transcript has 11 exons.
UUAACCGACGCGGUACAGUGAUAGCAUCGUCAAAUGAUUUUGUUUUGAUCGUGUAGACUUAAAUAGAAUAGUAAUUAGUCAUAGAAAAUAUAUUUUAUUUUAUUUCAUUUUUUAAAAUAAAAUUUAUCUGUUAAAUUUUUAAAUUUUAUUUUGUUACCAAAAAUUUAAUUUUUUUGGAUACCAUGAGCUCUAUAACUAUUGGACCAAAUGAUUCAAAUCCUUCAGGAUUUAGUCCUGCCCCACCCCCACCACCACCACCACCGGUACCUGGUCAGAUGCCAACCAUGAGAAUUAAUACUGAGAGCCAGAUGUCAAAAAGACCAAAUACUUAUAAUAAUGAUGCAUAUGAGCCACCGGCGGCGAUACAGAACGCGAUGAUGACCAAGGACAAAAAACCUUUCACUUACACUCCGGGCAUGGGAGGUAAAUUGGACCUAUCACAAAUUCGCAGUCCGAGAAUGGCCCGUAGAGUCGCUAAGAACGCCAAUGAUGAAGGUAUCGAAGGACCACCAAAGUCACCGCUGGCUAAUGAACAAACACGCCCGGCCCAAGUUACCCCACCCGCGGCUGCGAAUCUUUUCGUUCAACCGCAAGUCGCUGUUCCGGUUUUUCCGACCAGUGUCUCGCCGACUACAAGACCGGUUCCGCGGAAUAUCAUCGUGCCAGAAAAAAUCGAAGUCCGGCCGAUAAAAAUCGAGCAGAAAUCAUCGCAGCCGACGUCACCCGACACUCCGACGACUCCAAUCCAAGUGACGUUAGCAAAAGCACCGACCCCUUGGUUGCAGCAGAAAUCAAAGCCCGCGGAAGAGCUUCCCGAGUGGGCAAAACGGCCCACAAACGGAUCUGGGCAAGAAAGUCCGACAUCUCCAGUUCUGCCGGCUUCGAUAAACGUCCAGGCAGUUCCUGUCCAAGUAUCUGGUCAAAGAGUUCAAGCAAAACCUGUUGGAGCCAACGAACGAGUUAUUCCUGUCCGGAUCGAAGAUCGUCCAUCUGUAUUCACGGUUAAAAAUGAACAAGGGCACCAUCAAUUUAAGCAGACACCGCACCAACAACGAUGGGGAAAUUCACAACAAAAUUUACCACAAAAUACUACUGCUAAAAUUACCGUCGCUCCACCGAAGCCUCAAUUAACUAGUCCCGGAACUUACAUUGUCCCUAUUGCUGUUGAAGGCGCUCAUGAUAUCCAGCCUAAUUAUGAUUAUCAGUCUAGUCCAGUAAAUGCAGUCAGAAGUCAAGGAAGAAAUAUUCAAGAAAUAGGACCUGGGGCACCAGUUCAAUCUCGUUCAUUUAGAGUUUUACAAAAAUUAACAGACACUGAUGAUGACAUUGAUAGUGAACAAUUGCGUAAAUUACAAUUGACUGAAGAUGAUAAAGUUCUUAUGAAUAAAUUUAAAGAACAAGUGGAUGGUGAUACAUAUUUACAUCAAGAAGAAGAUCCUAGAUAUCGUGGUGCAGCUAUUCCAUCACGAGCAUUUAGAUAUUUACAAAAUAUGACUGAUUCCAAUGAAGUACCAAUUAAUACAAAUGCACCUAGAGCUGUCAACAGUGCAUUGAAGAGACAAAAUAGAAAUUCGCGAUCAUUUGAUGAGUCACCACAAAUCCAAUCAAAUCUACCGCCGAGUGAGCAACAGGCACCAGAGCCUAAAAUAUAUACCGGAAGUGCAAUACCAUCGCGGUCAUUCCGGAUAUUACAGGCGAUGACCACUCCCGAUUCUCUUGCAAUAGGGACCCAAGAAUUACCAGCAGAAUUACCCGGUCAAGUAACAAGUAACAUAACCUUGGGCAAUAAUCACCAGGGAAUAUUUAUCCCGCAUUAUUCCCAGCCCAUCUAUUGGGCGUAUUAUCCGUUAGCUUACUCGGCUGGUCAGAGUCUAGAAUACCGACCUUACCAACAGCAAGAAUAUUGUUGCCCGAAUCAGUUUCAGCGUCACAAUAUUAGUGGCCAUUUUAAUCCAUGUAACGGAAAUGUUGGUUACUAUCAAAAUAACGGCUUGCCAUUGUAUGUUGUUGCUGGAGAUAGGAUUUAUGAUGGCCCUAGUGGUCAUUAUGAGGCUUCGGUAGCUCAAGAUAGUCAACAAGAGGUCAGUUCUGAUGAUUCUAGUCAUAACCUAAAAGAAAUAAAGCCUAGAAUGCUAUUUGUCGAAGGUCCUAGUCAUGAAAUUUUGAAAGCUAGUGAUCAUUUGAAGCAGACAGGAGCCAGUUCUGAUGAUUCUAGUCAUGCCCUAAUAGGAAUAAAGCCUAGAAUGCUAUUUUCUGAAGGCCCUAGUCAUGAAAUUUUGAAGCCUAGUGAUCAUUUGAAGCAGACAGGAGUCAUUUCUGAUGAUUCUAGUCAUAACCCAACAGGAAUAAAGCCUAGAAUGCCAUUUUCUGAAGGUCCUAGUCAUGAAAUUUUGAAGCCUACCGAUCACUUGAACCAGACAGGAGUCAUUUCUGAUGAUUCUAGUCAUAACCCAACAGAAAUAAAGCCUAGAAUGCUAUUUGUCGAUGGUCCUAGUCAUGAAACUUUAAAGCCUACUGAUCAUUUGAAGCAGACAGGAGUCAUUUCUGAUGAUUUUAAUCAGAAGUUAAUGACAAUGCAGCCUAGAAUGCUAUUUGUCGAAGGUCCUAGUCAUGAAACUUUAAAGCCUACUGAUCAUUUGAAGCAGACAGGAGUCAUUCCUGAUAAUUCUAGUCAUAAUCCAGCAGGAAUAAAGCCUAGAAUGCUAUUUCCUGACGGUCCUAGUCAUGAAACUUCGAAGCCUAUUGACCAUUUGAAGCAAACAGGAGUCAUUCCUGAUGAUUCUAGUCAUAACCUAACAGGAAUAAAGCCUAGAAUACUAUUUUCUGAAGGUCCUAGUCAUGAAAUUUUGAAGCCUACCGAUCACUUGAACCAGACAGGAGUCAUUUCUGAUGAUUCUAGUCAUAAUCCAACAGGAAUGCAGCCUAGAAUGCUAUUUGCCGAAAGUCCUAGUCAUGAAAUUUUGAAGCCUACCGAUCACUUGAACCAGACAAGAGUCAUUCCUGAUGAUUUUAAUCAGAAGUUAAUGACAAUGCGGCCUAGAAUGCUAUUUGUCGAAGAUCCUAGUCAUGAAACUCUGAAGCCUACUAAUCAUUUGAAGCAAACAGGAGUCAUUCCUGAUGAUUCUAGUCCUAAAUCAACAGCUACCCAGCUUAGAAUGCCAUUUGCUGACGACCCUAAUUCAAACCAGCCCAAAACAACCGAUAUUUCUAGUAACCAUCCCAGUCAUAGCUCAGUUUCCAACCAGCCUACAGCUUUUGUCGAUAAUCCUAGUCAUUGUAACCCCCCAAAAGACCUAGACCGUCCCUCAAACGCGAUGUUAAAACGUCCCAAAGAUCAUUUCAAGCAUCCAAAGACUCCAGAUGCCUCCAGCCAUGAUUUACCUCCAGCAAUCCUGACUGAUGGUCCCAGCAACUAUGAGACUUUGAAGCAACCGAGAACAGUUUCCGUCAAUCUUCCAAGUCCCAGCUCGAUUACCAGCCCGGAAAACUCUGGAAACUUGACCCCCGGUCCUGUCAAUGUCUUCCAGGGUAUGAAUACCAGCAGCUAUCAGGCUUCCAGUGACUUUUCAAUGAAUAUUUUGCACGAGGAUCUCGAUAGUUCCGACAGUAGUUCCAGCGCCAAUAACAUCGACGACGGAAUUGAAGCCCUGGGGACUUCGACUUCUGAUUCGGACUCCGAUUCCUACCUCGCGUACUCCACUGGCCUGAAUCCUUCCCCAGUUUGCGAGGAAACCAAACUUCCGGACUGUGAAAUCGCUCAUCAAGUUGAAGGCCCGACAAUAAACGUCAGCCUUCCGCUAAAAGUAUCGAAGCCUACGGAGCUAACUGAUGAAAUCCACGUGGACUUCACACUGACCAGACCGAAGUCAUGGUGCCAAGAUGGCAGCAAUCGAUCCUAUGGUCAAGCAAAAGAAGAAACCGACGAUGACGACAGCGGGGUCACGUCUCAGUCAGAUUUGAGCCGGAUCAUAUCCGAAGUCGAUACCGAUUCCGAGUCUGGGCCGAAGCAGAAAAAAAUAAACAGCUACAAGCGCACGCAGACUCACUCACGUUUAUUUAAAUUAAUAACCGACGACUCGGCAUUUUUAGAACCUCAUAAAUUAUCACGGCAGUUAAAUGACAGAGAAAUAAAUUCUAUUAAAAAAUCUUUUAAAUUUACGGAUUUUAAAUCUCGCGCCACUGGAGCGCCGCCUGAACUGACGCUCAGGAACUUCGGGCGGCCAUUAAGUUUGCAGAUAAACCGAAAAGAUGAAUUUUAUAGAAAAUUUAUCAUUAAAGAGUCGAAUAUUUCGGAUAAUUUUGUUGUCAAAAAUAAUAAAUUUAAUUUAAAACCAAAUGUACUCUGCCCGAGAAUAAAAAGUUUUAAAAGUAUUAAUAAAUUAAAAGAUAAUUAAUUUAAUUAAGUCAGC